Diaporthe citri is the source of this 2496-nucleotide messenger RNA. RefSeq lists its product as uncharacterized. Bases 1 to 2496 code for a protein of 831 amino acids. Gene Ontology annotation, biological process: carbohydrate metabolic process. The record is from RefSeq and is a predicted model, not a curated record. Gene Ontology annotation, molecular function: polygalacturonase activity. NCBI's taxonomy places the organism in Eukaryota, Fungi, Ascomycota, Sordariomycetes, Diaporthales, Diaporthaceae. The transcript is spliced from 5 exons.
AUGGCUCCGCGAAUGCUGAUUUCUGGCCUGCUGGCUUCGGCCAGCCUCAUUCUCCCGGCUGCAGCUCAGCUGUCAGGCACAGUUGGGCCGACUACCACCACUUCUGCGAAGCAGUCCACAAAGCAAUGCAACAUCUUGGACUACGGCGGAACAGCAGAUGCAUCAACAGACAACGGUGAUGCUAUCGCCGCGGCAUGGAAGGACUGCGCGUCAGGUGGUGAAGUUCUUAUCCCUGAGGGUGAAUACGGAAUGGCAACUUGGGUCAAGUUGUCGGGAGGUAAAGGGACGAGCAUCAACCUCGAGGGAACCAUCUACCGAACGGGCACAGACUCGGGCAACAUGUUCAUGAUCGAGCACUCCACGGAUUUCGAGUUCUACAGCGCUUCGUCCAAGGGCGCAAUCCAAGGCUACGGCUAUGAGUUCCACAAGGACGGCAAAUAUGGGGCACGUCUCUUGCGACUUUAUGAUGUCCAGGACUUCUCUGUUCACGAUGUGGUCCUUGUCGACGCUCCGCAGUUUCACCUUUCCCUGGACACUUGCACCAAUGGCGAGGUCUACAACAUGAUUAUCCAUGGAGGUUACCAAGGUGGUCUUGACGGUAUCGACGUCUGGGGCUCCAACAUCUGGAUCCACGAUAUCGAGGUCUCUAACAAGGACGAAUGUGUGACGGUCAAGGACCCCUCCGAUCACCUCCUGAUCGAGCAAGUUCACUGCAACUGGAGUGGUGGUUGCGCUAUGGGCUCGCUGGCUACUGAUAUUGACAUCCACGACAUUGAGUACAACUACGUCUACACUCACCACUCGAACCAAAUGUACAUGAUCAAAUCUAGCGGAGGCAGUGGCGACGUCAAGAACCUGGCCUUCAACAACUUCAUGGGUCACUCCAACGCGUACACGCUGGACUUUGACACAGCUUGGGGAAGCAUGUCUGUCUCAGAGGGCGACGGCAUCAACUACUCCAACAUUUCUUUCUCCGGCUGGUCGGGCACCUGCGAGGACGGAACCCAGCGCGGGCCGAUCAAGAUGAACUGCCCCGAGGCCGUGCCUUGCACCGACAUCACCGUCGAGGACUUCAGCGUGUGGACCGACUCCGGAGACGAGGUGCUGUACGCGUGCCAGAACGCGUACGGCACGGGGGCUUGCCUCAACACGGCCGAUGCCACCACCGCGUACAGCUCGACGCAGACCAUCACCACCUCCGGCGACGCCUCCUUCUCCACCAUGGCGAACGAGCUCACCACCGGCUGGGACAUCUCCGCCUCGAUCCCCAUCCCCACCAUGCCUGCCUCCUUUUACCCCGGCAGGCAGCCCAUCAGCGCCAUCCUGAACGGCGGUGGCUCCUCCGCCGACACCAACGAGAAGGCCGUCGCCCAGGCCAGCGCCACUCGUGCUGCUUCUUCUGGAAACGUGGGUGCCACCGGGUACGCCCCGAGCCUGCCAUCCGCGACUGGCUUUGUCACCAGGUACUCGUCUGCCGCCCCCCCUCAACCCACCACGGGCGACCAGGGCAACCGGGGCUGGGGUAGAGACAAGAUGAGCCCCGCGCUUGAGUCCACCGACGCCAAGAACAAACUCGAGGACCUCUCAGGAGUCAAGAUCAAGCCGGGAGAGAACCCAUACAAGGCUUUGAUCGAGGCCUGCCACGAUGAUGCGGCAGAGAUACAGUCACUGUACUCAACACACCGGGUGACAAGAAAUGGGCAGCAGAAGGAGAAGUUCCUAUCGUCAGAUUUCAAGGAGGUCCUCAUCGACCCCUUCCUGCUGAGACUUGAGAACCCGAGCAUGGAGCCGGGCUUCACGGACCCGAGGAACUGCCUCGUAUUCUGGGCCAGACCACCUGAGCACAUCAUCAAGCUCGCCAGUAAAAUACAGUCUCUGCUAAAGGAGGCGGCGCCCAAAAUCUGGCUCAUGCCACCUCACCGCAUGCACCUCACAACCCUCGAGAUAACCCACAGCCGCACGCCCGCCGAGAUCGACCAGAUCGUCACGCAGAUGCGCCCCACGAUCCCGGCCCUGGCCAACUUCACCCUCGCGCACCGCAGCCGCCUCGUCAAGCCCAUGGUCUCGUACGACCUGGCCGCUUUCGCCAUGUCCUUCCUCCCGGCCGCGGGCGAGCCCGUCACGUCACCGGCCCCAGCCGCAGGCGGCGCCCACGAGGCCGACGACCCGUACACGUACCACCACCUGCGCCGGGACGUCUUCGACCUCGCCAGGACGGCGGGCGUGGACGUCGACUCGCGGUACGUCGUGCCCAGCGCGCACAUCACGCUGGGCCGAUACCUUACGCAGGAGGACCACGCGACGCCUGCCGCGCGGGAGAGGUGGACCAGGGCUAUCGAUGAGGUUAAUGCGUGGCUGGAGAAGGAAGUAUGGAACAGCGCCGAGGCGUCGCUUGUCGGGGAGUGGAUCGUAGGCCAGGAGAAAGGCAUCGAUGCUAGGAGCGGCCGGCUCUGGUAUGGAGGGGGCAGGACCAUCAUGAUGGGCGAGGGAUUCUAG